Molecule: messenger RNA, 795 nt
Organism: Grammomys surdaster
Lineage: Eukaryota; Metazoa; Chordata; Mammalia; Rodentia; Muridae
Product: odorant-binding protein 1b-like
Exons: 9
Coding region: 1-795 (264 amino acids)
Molecular function (GO): odorant binding; small molecule binding
Source: RefSeq, a predicted model, not a curated record
AUGAUGGUGAAAUUUUUCCUGCUGGCAUUGGCAUUUGGACUGGCUCAUGCUAAGCUUCAAGGAAAAUGGAGAACCAUUGCCAUUGCUGCUGAUAAUGAAGACAAGAUAGAGGAUGGUGGUCCUCUGGAACUCUUUGUUCGUAAAAUUACUUGUCAGGAGGGAUGCAAAGUAAUGAAUGUCGAAUUUUAUAUCAAGCAAAAUGGAUAUUGCUCAUUGACCACAGUCACUGGGUAUCUGCAAGAAGAUGGUCAUACUUAUAUAAACCUGUAUGAAGGUGAAAAUCAGUAUGUACUUGUGAAGGCAACAUCAGAGUACUUAAUCUUUUAUAGUGAGAAUGUGGACAGAGCCAGCCGGAGAACAAAAUUGCUUUUCCUUGUUGGAAAAGGUGGCCCUCUAACUAAUGAAGGAAAGGAACAGCUUGCUGAGUAUGCUAAGGAAAAGGACAUUCCACUUGAAAACAUUCGAGAAAUUCUGACUAUAGGAAAUUGUAAUAUUGAAAAACUCAUGGGUGAUGCUUUCCUGACCAUUGUAGGAGAAAAUCUCAUAACAGAUCUCCUGAGUCAAUUUGAGAAAGAGCAAUAUGAGGACAACACAAGAGAUACUGGAGGAAAGAGGGGGAAGAGGGUUGAUAAGAAAUUGUGUGAAACAGAGAACCAAGGGGAAGAAGGUCCCAGUGGACUCUAUGGAGCCAGAAAGAGUGACUCUGAUCUCCUUGGUGACUUUGAUAUCCUGGUCAUGCUUGGAUGUAAAUGGAAGUGGCUAUUCCGAAUACUAGCCUAUGGGCCCGAGGAGUGA